Neoarius graeffei (lesser salmon catfish) is the source of this 727-nucleotide messenger RNA. RefSeq names its product retinal degeneration 3, GUCY2D regulator (gene rd3). Bases 1 to 642 code for a protein of 213 amino acids. NCBI's taxonomy places the organism in Eukaryota, Metazoa, Chordata, Actinopteri, Siluriformes, Ariidae. The record is from RefSeq and is a predicted model, not a curated record. The transcript is spliced from 2 exons.
AUGUCGUGGUUCGGUUGGAGUGAGCCUCAGUACCGGAGUGCAAGGCGUGAGCCGGCUGAGGUGGUGACGGACACGCUGAUGCUCGAGCUCAGCUGGCAGAUGAAGGAGGCGGAGCGGUUGCAGCGUGAGCGCGAUAAUGAGUACCGGCGGCUGCGCACCGGCGUGGACUACAGCUGGCUGGUGAGCACACCACGCAUCUCCUACGACAUCAGCCAUGGAGAGAGACUGGCGCUCGAGGACCUCUGCAGCAAAGUACAUCCAUCCUACUGCGGAGCCGUAAUCCUCCGGUUUCGUCAGGUCCUGACAGAGAAUGAGCCAGAGGUGCAAGAGGUUUCCGGUCUUUUCCGUGCCGUUCUUCUUGAGACACUGGAGCGCAUUCAGGAGGAGAAGGAGGCACAGCGCUUGGUUCGUCAAUGGAAUAACAAGCGCUCCAUAAGCCUGUCCAUGCUUACUUUCAAAUCUCGAAUGAGAGUCAAUCCGUUCGGCAGCUCUGUGGCUCUCACCUCCAGCACUUCUGGAUUAGAGGAAGUCCAUACCAUAUCUCAGGAUGUUGAAAAAGGACUUGGACACACAACUGAAAAAGCACAACGUGUGUUUAGCAUGCCUGAUUUCAGACACAAAGGCAUUAAUGGUCAUGUGUGAUGGAUGUUUGGACAUAAAAACGCGACUUCACGAAUGGAACUGUACUAGGGAUUAAAAAAAACCCUACAAGGUACAUUUAUUAUAU